CGAUUUUCAACGAAUCCUAUUGGCUAAAGAAACUCUGGUCUUGACUGUGACCCGAGUCGACGCACAGAGCAAACCGUCCCGCCAACGUUUUAGCUGCGUAGGAACGUACCGCGUUUGCAUGCUUCUCUGAUUUAAGAGACAUUCUUGAACAAAAACUAACUUGGAGUGUUAUUAACAACUUUCUACGCACCGGCAACAUCAAACGGAGUCACGAUUCACUUCUAAAGAUGAGACGGGCGCCGUUUUUUGUGUCGGUAAGUUAGCCGCUAGCACCUGGAAGCUAACUCAGCGUCGAAUGCUGGCGAUAUUAUGGAAGAGCUAUCGUCUAUCACAUCCAGUCGCACAGUCUGUUUUUGGCACAGACUAAAAUGGGAAACAUACAUUAAAGGACGCCAGGACUCGUUGCAUGUCACCAAAAUAAGCCAUGCAUCAAGCCCUGGACACACUCAGUGACAGCACCAGCUCCACCACGGCCAAUGACCUGGACCUCAUCUUCCUCAAAGGCAUCAUGGAGAGUCCAGUGGCUCAUGAGCGAUUCGAGGAGCCCAAAUUGGAGGCUGUGAGGGAGAACAACGUGGAGCUUGUCCAGGAUAUUCUCCAAGAACUGAUCCCAAUCACACAAAGAAGCCAGGUGGCUGAUGAGCUGGUCCGAAUCCUGAAGGAACCCCAUUUCCAGUCCCUCCUGGAGACCCAUGACUCUGUGGCAUCCAAAAACUAUGAGACCCCUCCUCCUAGCCCCUGUUCCUUUAUGGAUGCAGCUCUGAACAACCAGCCUGUUCCUCCAGACGCAGUGAGGAUGGUGGGGAUUCGUAAGGUGUCUGGAGAACAUCUUGGAGUAACAUUUCGAGUAGAGAGCGGUGAACUCGUGAUUGCCAGGAUUCUCCAUGGAGGCAUGAUCGACCAGCAAGGUCUCCUCCACGUGGGCGACAUCAUCAAGGAAGUCAACGGCAAAGAAGUGGGCAACGACCCCAAAGUGCUCCAGGAGAUGCUGAAGGAGGCGAGUGGCAGUGUGGUGCUGAAGAUACUGCCCAGCUACCAGGAGCCACACACACCCAGACAGGCCUUUGUACGGUGUCACUUUGACUAUGACCCCACUCAUGACAACCUGAUUCCCUGUAAAGAGGCAGGGCUGAGCUUCAACAGUGGAGACAUUCUGCAGAUUUUUAACCAAGAGGACCUCAACUGGUGGCAGGCCUGCCACAUAGAAGGAGGCAGUGCUGGUUUAAUUCCCAGCCAGCUCCUGGAGGAGAAGAGGAAAGCGUUUGUGAAGAGAGAUCUGGAGUUGGCUACCACAGGUCCUCUUUGUGCCGGUGUAGGUGGUAAGAAGAAAAAAAAGAUGAUGUAUUUGACCACCAAGAAUGCAGAAUUUGACAGGCACGAGUUGAGGAUUUAUGAAGAGGUUGCCAAGGUUCCACCCUUUAGAAGGAAGACUCUGGUUUUGAUUGGGGCACAGGGAGUUGGCCGUCGCAGCCUGAAGAACAAGCUGCUGGUGUCGGACAGUCAGCGUUACGGCACCACCAUCCCCUUCACCUCCAGAAAACCAAAGGUAGAUGAAAGAGAUGGACAGAUGUAUUCCUUUAUGACUCGCAGUGAAAUGGAGUGUGACAUUAAAAGUGGUCGUUUCCUGGAGCACGGAGAGUACGACGGGAACUUUUAUGGAACCAAGAUCAGCUCCAUUCAUGAGGUGAUAGAGACAGGAAAGAUCUGUAUCUUGGACGUCAACCCGCAGGCUAUCAAAGUUGUGAGGACUUCAGAGUUCCUGCCCUACGUCGUAUUCAUAGAAGCUCCAGACUUCGAGGUUCUCAAAGCCAUGAAUCGUUCAGCCAUCGAGUCAGGAGUGAUCACCAAACAGCUAACGGACUCUGAGCUCAAGAGAACAGUGGAUGAAAGCGAGCGCAUUAAGAGAGCCUAUGGACAUUACUUUGACCUCUGCAUCAUCAACGACAGCCUGGAGGCGGCAUUCAGGAGUCUACGUCUGUCGCUGGAUAAACUGUCGACAGAGCAGCAGUGGGUGCCUGUCAGUUGGGUCUUCUAAAAAUGUACUGAGAGCUCACCAGAAGGGUUGCCGGAGCUGCAGGUCAGAAGUUUCAGGACAAUGUUAUUUUCAUUUGCAGUGCUAGGUGCCCCCUCAGCAUCGGUCGUUGGUAGGGUUGUGCUUCUCCGUACAAAUGACCAGCCUCAUGUAGAGCAUUUUUGUAUAAAUGUUAGUUUUCCUCGGUUGGGCCUAAUGUUUGAGUUGUAUUUAAUUUGUCAAAAAAAAAAGAUCAAUAUUUAUUAUAAGGAGGAUUUAGAUUUGCGGUAUAGUGCAAUAGUGCGAGUGAGUCAGUGUGUGUUUGUACAGUACAUGACCAUUGAUGUCGUUAUAGACUUAGACCAGGUGUGGGCAAACUUUUUGACUCGCGGGCCUCAAUGGAUCCUAAAAUGUGAUGGGGGGGG
This is a messenger RNA of Cynoglossus semilaevis (tongue sole), 2436 nucleotides long. RefSeq names its product MAGUK p55 scaffold protein 2b (gene mpp2b). The record is from RefSeq and is a predicted model, not a curated record. Gene Ontology annotation, molecular function: protein binding. The coding region runs from base 425 to 2035 and encodes 536 amino acids. The transcript has 12 exons. Lineage: Eukaryota; Metazoa; Chordata; Actinopteri; Pleuronectiformes; Cynoglossidae.